AUGCAUUCUUCAAAGAUUCUAUUUUUAUAGUUAAUAAUGGUCAAUUUCAAUAUACAUUGGAAGGGCUGUCCUCAUCGAACGUUUCCACGCAUAGAUAUUGCUUCGAAUCGUUCUCAAACCAAUUUCACUCGUUGUGCCUCUCACGCCAAUAAAGGCACUUGCGAAAUACACAAUUGUCGAGCGCUAGAACAGGCUCGAAGGAAAGAAAAGACUAAGGCUCGUAGUCGAAGAUCCAGAGCCUCAAAGAGCUUUAUAGUCACUCGCUCGCAAAACCGUGCUUCGAAGCAAGCUAGACAAGAAGUUUUUGGAUGGGAAUCACCUAGUUCGGAUAUUACUAGGCAGGAUCAAGAUAGUGAUAAUUGUUUUCCAUCUGCCGAAAGUGUCGUCGAAUCGAAACUACCCCAUUCUUACGAAAUCAUUGACGAAAGUCGUAUUCACUCUGUAGACGGCGCUGGAUGUUCAAGCUUCAAUAGAGUCAAGGGUAGUGUUGCAAAAUAUAAUAUAAAGACUCAAGCGGGAAGUCGAACAAACUCUAUCAACUCGAGACAAUUGACUGGAGCAGCCGCAAAUCAAGUCCGUCGCUACCAAGCGAAUCCCGGAACGACCGCACCACAAGACAGCCGAGUGUAUUCCAGGAGCUUGUAUAGGAAGUAUCAUCCAUCCAUACUUAAUGGUUUUGUCUCUCCAGCUAGAAGCAGAGCUUUCUUGGCUGCAUCUACGCUCGCGAGUCUAUACGAAGAGAAAAAUUCCACUCGUCUCAACACCACCCAGGCAGAGAUAUCUACAUCAGGCGAUCCUUCUAAAAAGGAGAUCUCAACAGGUAGCACAUCAUUUAUUAAAGCAUCCAGACUUGCAAGUCUUGCUCAAGGAAAUUCAUUCCCUCCUUCUGUUCAUUCUAUUGUGCAAAGUAUUACUUCGAGUCCUUCUUCUCGUAGUCCUAGCCAAAGAAGAGCUUUGAAACGGUUCACUAGGGAACUUGAGUUAUAUCUUCAAACCGCGAAGCAGGCCCCAAAGCAAACGCCUAUUUCAUCUGCACCCUCAACCAGUUUCUCCACGCAAACGAUAGAGACUAUACAAGAAUUCAAACCUUACCACGCCGAGUUUCAAGCUGUUGGAUUAGCUGUAACAUCGGCAGAACAACGGAACCGAUCCGUCUUGGGCGUUCAGUCAUACGGACGUAGGAGUACCGUUCCGGAAGUCCAACCAGUGCCAUACGAACAUAGCAGCGCUGGGCUGCUAGCGAAAUCUGAAAUUGAUCGAAGAAGGUCUCUCUCUGAUAUUGAAGAACCACUACAAGCUACUCUACCCGACGACGAAAUGGGAAUAAAGGGCUCAAAUGUUCUGAUCAAGAAGUCAGUACCUGACCAUGCAAAGCCGGACAGAGAAAUCUCGACAAUGAGUUUUGCGUCAGAAGAAACUGUCAUUGAGUGGACACCAGCAUAUGAGCGAGACGAUCCAAACGAUCGUCUUGAAUCUCCACCAUGUUGCGAUCUGGCACAUCCGCGAGCAUCGUCGCCUGGAAAAGCAUAUCGCCCGGAAUCCGUUGUCCCACCUGAACGUCCGAGGUCUCCUGCCAAGAAAUCCUUACCAUGGCUUCGUAAGCCACCAACCUCAGCCGAGCCUGCCCCUGACUCUGGCGCUGCUAUAAAACACGCCAGAUUGAGCAAUUUGGCUGGAGAUGCUGCUGCAUCACCCCCGUACUCGGAAUUCACGAGUCAGCCAAAUUCACAGUCUUCUUCUAUAGUAUUGCAUCUCGAUACUCCACCGGAGCACACUCGUUCUUUCCCAGAUCAAAUCCCUCGAACUCCUACUACUACCACGUCCUCUGAUAUUCCUAUAACACCAGCUGCAACCAUUUAUCAGCAUUCAUUCGUUGGUCCUGAAGAAGGUGAUAAUAUUGGGGUGGCAGAUUUCGCUGGUCUGGAGCACCUCCCCAACCAACCGCGUGCUGUGCUUACCAUAGGGGACGUCAUAGCACAAAAAGAUACACGCCUGCUCAAAAAUCAUGCCACCCAGACAAGUGCUGCUCCAUCAUUCAUUACCCGAGCUCCACAUUUCACUACUCAAAUUCCCGUUACUGUUCAAAGUCAACAACGUCGAGGUCUUGUUCUUAAGUCUUCUUUAAUCGACGAAAGUCAAAGGCGACAACUAUCCCAAGAAGCAAAGAUUGUCAGUAUAUCUGGGCCUGCACCUCCACAUCAAAUUCCACGCGCUGCUUCUACAGUCGCGUCGUCCUGCAGCCCGCAGUCUCCACUUCGUUGUACCCAGUGUAAUGUAGAGUUAAACACGAUCAAGGACUCAAAAGUCCGUUCAAAUAUGGCAUCGGUGCCAAGUCCGUCCAUUGGAUUUGGACCAACUUCGAAGAAGAAAAAUAUGCGAAUGUGUGAGAUUCCUGAAGCAGUACAUUGUGAGGGGUGCAAUCUAUCUAUGACCGAGUUAGAUAAGUGUACAAAUACCAUAGCAAGUCAAUCUUUCAAGAGACAGGUAGAGAGAGAUGUUAGAUGGCAAGAACAUGACGAAAUGAGAAGAACGGGCAUUGGUUUAAAGGAGAAACAAAGGAAAACGAAUUCAUCAGCUGAUGAAGAAUGUUUUGCUCGUCAAUCGGAUGUUCGUAAAAGUGGAGGAAAAUCAACCUCAGAACAAAUAUUAGCACCACUUCCUGAUCCGGUCAAAAGAAGGUCAAUAUUGGACCGAGUACCUCCACCACAAUCAAAUUCUACGUCCAUACCAACACCCAUCCAAGCUACUCAGUCAAACCAAUCAACAAGUCCUGACUACGUUCAAGGCCAAGUUCUUUCUUAUGCAAAGCUGCCUGAUAUUCCUAUCCUAUUGGAUAUCAAUCCUAAACUGUCAGUCUCUGAAUCAGUAGGUGAUUUACAAAGUCAACUUAGAUCAUUGGAAAAACAGACCCGACAUGAAAGAGAUACAAAGAAGAUGUUCAGGGGAUUGAGGGUCGCUACUGCAGCAGCUUGUGAAGAUGGAGUCGAUAUAUUUAUUGAAGAAAUCACAGGAUACAAGGUCAGAAAACUACUCACGGAUCUUAGUGCAUUGGAUGGACUUGGUGUAAAUAGCUUGGCGCAUGUUGCAAGGCAGACUGCUCAGAAGAGGAGGGGAGAUAUCAGAAGGUUACAAAUGACUAAGAUAAGUACAGAGAAAGACAGGAAAGGAAAUUUUGAAAGGGGAUUUGGAUUUGGUGAUGGUGAUGGUGAUGGUGGUGAUGGAUCAUGGAGAAGUAGCUUGGAAGAAGUAGCUAAGAUACGAGAAAAGGGACGGGGAAAAUUACCAAGAAGUCAGUCUGGAGAGAGACGGAAGAAUAACAAUAGUGUGGAGAAACCAUCCAGAGAUAGAGCUUUGGGAUUGGUGGCAGGAGAUCAAGGAAUUAGGAUGAGGGAGGAGGCAGAAGCUGUUUUUGAUGAAGCUAAUGCGAGGGAAGAUUAAUGGUUUGGUUCUUUUGAUUGAGUAGACAGUAUGGGUUGAAUGGUCUACGGUAGAUGCCCUACCUAUGUAUACCUAUAGAAUACACUAUAAGACAUGACAU
Messenger RNA from Sclerotinia trifoliorum, 3538 nucleotides. The record is from the annotation of a GenBank genome assembly. NCBI's taxonomy places the organism in Eukaryota, Fungi, Ascomycota, Leotiomycetes, Helotiales, Sclerotiniaceae.